AUGUCUAUUGUACUUACCCCCUACUGGUCGCCAGAUGAGGGCAUCCAGAAGCUCAAGAUGGAAGCACGGGCUAAAACCCCAGCUGCGCCAGGCCUUACGCCACCAGUUUUCAGUAUGAAAGCUCAGAUGGAUCGUACCCUUCUCCAAUUACGCGCCAGGACAUCCCCUAUUGAGAAAUAUACCUUCCUCGCGCAAGUCAAGCAAGCAGAUGUCGAGGCCUUUUACAAGCUAUGCCUCGAAACACAUGCCGGUAUGAGGACAAUUGGUGAAAUCACACCUAUAAUUUACACCCCAACUGUCGGUGAUGCAUGCCUACAGUACUCGAAAAUCUACAGAAACCCCGAGGGUUUGUUCAUCUCUCUCAAGGACAAAGGCAGAAUUGGGAACAUUCUGCGCAAUUGGCCCCUUGCGAAUGAGGCUCGGAUCAGCGUUGUCACGGAUGGUUCACGUAUACUUGGGCUUGGUGACCUUGGUGUAAAUGGGAUGCCCAUUGCCGUUGGAAAACUCUCUCUUUACGUCGCCGGUGCUGGGUGCUCCACUCUCCCCAUCACGCUUGACCUUGGAACUAACAACUCCUCUAAUCUUUCCGACCCCUUGUAUCUUGGGCUGCGCCAGCUCAGGCCCUCUGACGCGGAAUAUGAUGCCUUCAUGGAUGAGUUCAUCACCGAGAUGAGACGCGUCUACCCUAAACUCUUGGUGCAAUUCGAGGAUUUCUCCACUGACCAUGCAUUUUCCUACCUUGAGCGUUUCCGUAAUAGUCUCCCACUGUUCAACGACGAUAUCCAAGGUACAGGUGCUGUUGUCCUCGCAGGGUUGCUUUCCGCUGCACGACUGGUCCCCAUCCCGCGCAACGAACAUAGAAUCUUGCUAUUUGGCGCGGGAAGCGCUAGUGUAGGUGUUGCUAAGCAGCUUAUGAGCUUUUUCACAAUCGCUGGGAUGAGCGAGGAAGCGGCCAGGAGUCAAAUCUGGCUUGUAGAUUCGAAGGGACUCGUUUACUGUCGGCAGGGAAGGGAUUUCGCAAGGAGGCAUUACACAGGUCCUCCAAUGAAGGACCUUGCAGAGAUCAUCAAGUAUGUGAAGCCAACUGGUGCUUUUACCCCGGAAGUCAUCCGUCAGAUGUCGCAGAACACAUCUCGCCCCAUCAUCUUCCCUCUCUCCAACCCUGUCCGUCUCUCAGAGUGCACAUUCACUGAGGCUCUCAUACAUAGCAACGGCACCGCAAUCUUCGCAAGUGGCUCACCAUUUGGAAGCGAGGUCAUUGGUGGCGUCAGGAGGGAAGCGGGCCAGGGUAAUAAUAUGUACAUCUUCCCUGGGCUUGGUUUGGGUGCGAUACUGUGCCGCGCCAAGAGUGUGACAGAUAGUAUGGUAGAAGCGUCUGCGCUCGGAUUGGCGGGCUCUCUUUCGUGGGAUGAACGGGCCCUAGAGCUCGUGUACCCCCGUGUCGAGCGCAUCAGGGAGAUCAGUGCACACAUCGCUGUCAAAGUGAUACGGGCAGCACAGAAGGCGGGCGUGGACAACUCGACAGAUCUGAAGAGAAUGGAUGAUACCCUUUUAUUAGAGUUUGUCAAGGGCAAGAUGUGGAACCCCUAA
Suillus subalutaceus is the source of this 1590-nucleotide messenger RNA. RefSeq names its product malate dehydrogenase. The record is from RefSeq and is a predicted model, not a curated record. Gene Ontology annotation, biological process: malate metabolic process; pyruvate metabolic process. Gene Ontology annotation, cellular component: mitochondrion. The transcript has 11 exons. Gene Ontology annotation, molecular function: NAD binding; malate dehydrogenase (decarboxylating) (NAD+) activity. Lineage: Eukaryota; Fungi; Basidiomycota; Agaricomycetes; Boletales; Suillaceae. Bases 1 to 1590 code for a protein of 529 amino acids.